Cherax quadricarinatus is the source of this 2463-nucleotide messenger RNA. The record is from RefSeq and is a predicted model, not a curated record. NCBI's taxonomy places the organism in Eukaryota, Metazoa, Arthropoda, Malacostraca, Decapoda, Parastacidae.
AUGAAUGUUCCAGAUCAUGGUACUGAACUCUUCUCCAGGGGCUUUAUCAAGAUAUACAAGCAAUUCUUCCCACAGGGAGAUCCAACAAAAUUUGCAUCUCUGGUAUUUCGGGUAUUUGACGAGAACAAUGAUGGAUCUAUCGAGUUUGAGGAGUUCAUUAGAGCUCUGUCUAUCACAUCUAGAGGGAACGUUGAUGAGAAACUUCUAUGGGCGUUUAAGUUAUAUGACGUCGAUAAUGACGGAUUUAUUACCAGAGAGGAGAUGUAUAGUAUAGUUGACGCUAUAUACCAGAUGGUGGGCCAAGCUCCUGAAGCUGAAGAUGAAAACACCCCACAGAAGAGGGUGGAUAAAAUCUUCUCCCAAAUGGACAAGAAUAAUGACGAGAAACUCACUCUGGACGAGUUCAAGGAAGGGUCAAAGGCCGACCCGCGUAUCGUCCAAGCUCUCUCGCUUGGUGACAACUAAUGUGAAUACUAAGACGAAUGCGAUGUCUCGCCCUCACGAAGGCAGAAGGGCAGGCUCCAGAAGCAGACGAUGAGAAUGCUCCCCAGAAAAGAGUAGACCAGAUCUUCUCACAGAUGGACAAGAAUCACGACGAAAAGCUGACCUUGGAGGAAUUCAAGGAGGGAUCCAAAGCUGACCCCCGAAUCGUCGAGGCACUCUCUCUCGGUGAUAACUGAGCACCUGGAGCUUCGUUAGUGAUCGUCGUGACUCCCAUCAGCCUCUGCUAGCACCGCUACACUACUCUUCUUCCUCCUCUUCCUCCUGCUGCUGCUUCUUUGAAGACCUCAUCUGAGUUAGAUUUGAAGCCGACAAACACAUGGGGAUGCUUACCUUCCCGAAUGCCAAUGCAGUUUCUGCUAAGGCAUUACAAGGGGAUGCUUUCUCCUAAGCCCAUAUACCCACAGUACCCUGCCAUCCACCCACAGUACUCUACUAUCCACCCACAAUCCCUGCCAUCCACCUGAAGUCCCUGCCAUCCACCCAAAAUACCCUACCACAGUCUCUGCCAUCCACACUCAGUACCCUGCCAUCUAUCUGAAUUCCCUGUCAUCUACCCACAGUCCCUGCCAUCCACCCCCAGUACCAUGCCAUACCUUCCCAUCCCCUGCCACCCAUUCCGUUUCCUAAACUCUUCGCUCCACAGUAGCUUCAAAUUGAAACCUGUCACUUCAAGUCAGCCUCCAAACAUGUGAAUUACAGGAACCUGCUUACAUCCUCUCACAAUGCCCAUGAGAGGGAGGCAACAUAAAACAAGAAUUUCCUCCUCCCACUGGACAUUAUACAAUCUCAUAUCACUGACUACUCCAAGGUGCUCCUUCAAGGUUAAACUCGUCGUCAGCGUUCUAGAUAAUACCUGAGGCCGAUCGUCAGGCAUGGAUUCAAGGCUGCAUUAAGGGAAAAAAAACAGAUGUACAUGCUUCCACUUGCUGCCUUAAAUCCAAAGUCUUGAUUUUUAAAAACGGCUAAAGACUCGGGGUAGGGGAUGAAAUAAUGAUAAUUAAGUCUUUUCAUUGCAUCACUAGCCUCAAUGGACUGUUUUUGUUAUCAAUUUCACUAUUCGUCUUUGAUAUCAAGGUCACCUCUCACAAUUGUUUACAAAUAUUCAGCGUGUGUAUUUUACCUUUCAAAGGACCAUUUUCAGGCUUUGUGAGUGACCAGGUUAAGGUAUUUCCAUGCAGGUGUGCUAGCUGAUUCAUAUAUACUUACAUCCACAUAUAUUUAACAUCAUGCAGUAUACAUUGAGUGCAUAAACUCCCGUGUUAAAAGUGUCCAGAUGAGUCGAGAUUUUCAAGUGUUGUUUACUCUGUCCCAGUGCUGAAUUUCGCUGGGUUUUCAGUCUCUAAUAAGUUUAAGUUUGUUAAAUUUACUGCAAGAAUCAAAAAAAGGCUCUACAACUGUCUGCUUCAAGCCUGAAAACCUAAACCAACUCAAGUUGUUUGCCCACAGGGCCUAGCCUGCAUUUUUGGGUGCAUUAUUAUUCUCUGUAAGUGAACAAGUCCUUGUUCCUUUUAAUCGAGUUUGGGAGAAUUUAGAGAUUAAGCGUGACCUACAAACUUUUUGACGUGGUAGUCCUGCGUGGUUCAAGUUGGCGAAGGGCUGUGUACGGUGUUAGCCAAUCGUAUUCUUAGUUCAAGCUUCACCAACGAAUCAUCGUAGAGAUUAGAUCGGCUAGCAUGCGAUAAGCCGUAAGUCCACCAAUCAGCAGCUUGCUCAUGUGAUUCCAGUCUUACACAGGAGGUUCGAUCUUCCGACAUCCCAGAUGGGAUUCCACAGUGUCAUGAUCAAACUGUGGCAGAGGAAGAGGCAUGACCACACUGUGAGGCAGACCACCGAGGUCCUGAUGCUCGCUGGCUAGAAGUUGAAACUCAGUCUCGCCAACCUUCAGUAAAUUCAAACUCACCUCCACUGAUUGUGAGUCAACUAAACAAUGGUCUGCACAUGAGAUUCCAGCCAAAACCC